Molecule: messenger RNA, 1042 nt
Organism: Drosophila willistoni
Lineage: Eukaryota; Metazoa; Arthropoda; Insecta; Diptera; Drosophilidae
Product: coiled-coil domain-containing protein 124
Exons: 2
Coding region: 116-760 (214 amino acids)
Biological process (GO): transcription by RNA polymerase II
Cellular component (GO): nucleus
Molecular function (GO): transcription coactivator activity
Source: RefSeq, a predicted model, not a curated record
UUAUCCGAUUAAGAUGGUGUGUCUUUUGCGGCCCUGGUUAGACUGGAAAUAAACAAAAAAAAAAUAAUAAAAUCUACCAGAUUUAUUGACGAAUUUUAUCCCUGCAAACGCGAAAAUGCCAAAGAAAAUGGGUAUUAACUCGAAGGCCGUAGAGGCGAGAGAGCGUAAGGAAAAGGAAAAGAAAGCUACACAAGAGAAAAAGGCCAAAGAUGCGGAAGAUCGUUUGUGGCAAGACAAUGACAAGAGCUUGGCCAAGAAACAGCAGCGUCGCGAUGAGGAAGAAAAGAGAAAGGCUGAGACACAACGCCGCAAAGCUGAGUCAAAGGCGCUUUUGGACCAGGAGAUGAACUCGAUUACCACCCAUAAAAAGCAGCCCCUUGCAAAAAUCCAUCGUCAGCAAAUUCUUGAAGAGGUUGAGAAGAAACAACGAGUCAUUGAUGCUAUUAAUGAGGCCAACAAACCGUCCGCUCCAAAAGUUAUAGUGCAGCCGCAAACAAUUGAGGAAAACCUAAAUCGGUCUUUGGCAGACACUGAAGUCGCCACCAACAUUGACCAGGCGCUCAAUGUUCUAAGUGUCAAUGAGACCGAUGAGGACAAACAUCCCGAGAAAAGAAUGCGUGCCGCCUACAAAACGUUUGAAACCAACAAUCUGCCUCGCAUUAAAGCCGAGAAUCCUUCGCUUCGAAUGUCACAGUGGAAACAGCUACUAAUGAAGGAAUGGAACAAAUCCCCAGACAACCCAUUUAACCAGGGCCGUUAAAUGAGUGCGACGCUUCUCCCCUUUUCCCAUUUUAGGCGAGUGUGUGCGUAUUCUAGUGACUGUUCAGCCGCCUAGCAGCUGACCGUAGUAAAAUAGGAAUCCGGAGUCGAGUAUAUCAAAGAAUUUAGUUUGCAACAGUAAAAUAAAUUGUAAUUUAUUAAAUUAAAUUCGAUAUAAGCAAAAUAUGGUACCCAUCUGAUAGUGUCAGCUAAUUGAUAAUCUAAGAAUAAAGUUGACUGGAAUAAUUAUACAAGGGAAAAGUUUUCCCAAUCAAAUGAUCAA